GAGGGAGCGGGAGGAGGCGUAGGACUGAAGAGGGCGGUGCGCUGAGAGGUUAUUUGUGGUUCGCUUUGAUCCCGAGGGGGAACCUGAAACUCUCACAUUCCUGGCAUAGCAGCCGCCUCCGGCGCGGGCCGACCCUGGGGCUGCGCGCUGGGGCCCGAGCGGCCAGAGCGUCGGCGCCACUGCUGAGUACACACCUCCGCUGCUGAGCCGAGCCGAGCCUGGCCGGGUUGUCCGGUCUGACCGAGCCGAGCACCCGCGGGCCGCAGCGGUGCCCUGGGGCCACGUGCCUCUGGCCUUUGUCCAGACGGGUGUGUGCAAGCCAAGAAAGCAUGAGGACGCUGGAAGACUCCUCUGGGACAGUGCUACACCGCCUCAUCCAGGAGCAGCUACGCUAUGGCAACUUGACUGAGACACGCACCCUACUGGCCAUCCAACAGCAGGCCCUGCGGGGUGGGGCUGGAGCUGGGAGCACAGGGAGCCCCCAGGCCUCCCUGGAGAUCUUGCCACCGGAAGACAGCCAGGUGCUGCAACAGGCCACAAGGCAGGAGCCCCAGGGCCAGGAGCACCAGGGCGGUGAGACCCACUUGGCAGAGAAUACCUUCUACCGGCUGUGCCCACAGCCCAGCAAGAGCGAGGAGCUACCCACCUAUGAGGAGGCAAAAGCCCACUUACAGUACUAUGGAGCCCAGCAGGCAGGGCCCCGGCCACAUGUUAGUGACCGGGAUCCCCGUGGCGCCCCUGGAGGCAACCGAAGGCAGGAUGAGGCCCUGCGGGAGCUGAGGCAUGGGCACGUGCGCUCCCUGAGUGAACGGCUCCUGCAGCUGUCCCUGGAGAGGAACGGUGCCCGGGCCCCCAGUCACAUGAGCUCCUCCCACAGCUUCCCGCAGUUGGCCCGAAACCAGCAGGGCCCCCCAGUCCGGGGCACCCCUGCCGAGGGCCCGGAGCCCCGUGGACCUCCACCUCAGUACCCACACGUUGUGCUAGCUCAUGAGACCACCACUGCUGUCACUGACCCUCGGUACCGCGCCCGCGGCAGCCCGCACCUCCAGCAUGCUGAAGUCAGGAUCCUGCAGGCACAGGUGCCUCCUGUGUUCCUCCAGCAGCAGCAGCAGUACCAGUACCUGCCCCUGGAGCACCCCCCACACCCACACCCAGCUGCUCUUGGCCAUGGCCCCCUAGGCUCCCUCAGCCCACCUGGGGUGGAGGGGCCAGCAAGCACCCAGGCCUCCUUGGCCACCUCGGGCAGUGCCCAUCUGGCCCAGAUGGAGACUGUGCUGAGGGAAAAUGCCAGGCUGCAGAGGGACAACGAGAGGCUGCAGAGAGAGCUAGAGAGCUCAGCGGAGAAGGCUGGCCGCAUGGAGAAGCUGGAAAGUGAAAUCCAGCGGCUCUCUGAGGCCCACGAGAGCCUGACGAGAGCCUCCGCCAAGCGGGAGGCCCUGGAGAAGACCAUGCGGAACAAGAUGGAUAGUGAAAUGAGGAGGCUGCAGGACUUCAACCGGGAUCUUAGAGAGAGGUUGGAAUCUGCAAACCGCCGCCUGGCGAGCAAGACGCAGGAGGCCCAGGCAGGCAGUCAGGACAUGGUGGCCAAGCUGCUUGCUCAGAGCUAUGAGCAGCAGCAGGAGCAGGAGAAGCUGGAACGGGAGAUAGCACUGCUGCGCGGUGCCAUUGAGGACCAGCGUCGGCGUGCGGAGCUGCUGGAGCAGGCUCUGAGCAACGCACAGGGCCGAGCUGCGCGAGCUGAGGACGAGCUGCGCAAGAAGCAGGCGUAUGUGGAGAAAGUGGAGCGGCUGCAGCAGGCACUCGGGCAGCUGCAGGCUGCAUGUGAGAAGCGUGAGCAGCUGGAGCUACGUCUGCGCACGCGCCUAGAGCAGGAACUCAAGGCCCUGCGUGCACAGCAGAGACAGGCUGGCACCCCCAGUGGUAGCAGUGGCAGUGGUGGGUCCCCGGAGCUCAGUGCCCUGCGGCUAUCAGAGCAACUGCGGGAGAAGGAGGAACAGAUCCUGGCACUGGAGGCCGACAUGACCAAGUGGGAGCAGAAGUAUUUGGAGGAACGUGCCAUGAGGCAGUUUGCCAUGGAUGCGGCCGCCACAGCCGCUGCCCAGCGGGAUACCACUCUCAUCCGACACUCCCCCCAGCCUUCGCCCAGCAGCAGCUUCAACGAGGGCCUGCUCGCCGGAGGCCACAGGCAUCAGGAGAUGGAAAGCAGGUUAAAGGUGCUCCAUGCCCAGAUCCUGGAGAAGGAUGCAGUGAUCAAGGUCCUCCAGCAACGCUCCAGGAAAGACCCUGGCAAGGCCACCCAGGGCUCCCUGCGACCCGCCAAAUCCGUGCCAUCUAUCUUUGCAGCUGCAGCAGCAGGGACCCAGGGCUGGCAGGGGCUCUCCUCCAGUGAGCGGCAAGUGGAUGCCCCUGCCUGGCUGGCUACAGCAGACAGGGCCCCUGCGGAGGAGCCCAUGGCCACCACUGCCCUCCCUGCCCAUGCCAAACACGGGAGCAGAGACGGGAGCACCCAGACUGAUGGCCCCCCGGAGAGUGCUACUGCCUGCCUUGGACAGGAGCCUGACAGCCUCCUGGGGUGCAGCAGUGGCCAGCGGACAGCCUCACUGGACUCUGUUGCUACAUCCAGAGUCCAGGACUUGUCGGACAUGGUGGAGAUACUGAUCUGAAGGAGGUGAUGCCAUGGGGACUUAGAAGCAUUCCCUGCACUCCUCUGCCACUCUCGGCCAUUCCAGCAGCCCCCUCCAACUGCUGCUUACCCACUUCCCCCACCGGGCACUCAUUCCCACUGACUGUCUGGCCCCAGGAGCAUUGGAAGGAUGCUGCAGGGGCGAGAGAUAGAUGCUGUGAGAGCACCUGCACCCCAGAAGACCCUGCUUCUUAGCCCCACAUUCUUCCUGGACCCAUGCAGGAUGAAGACUCAGCCUUUACCUGCUGCCCAAGGCUUGCUGCUGGGGUAACAACUGAAGGCUCAGAAGAGAACUGAGCCCUCUCUGCACCCCCAGUUGGCACUCAGGCAGGGAGGGAGGGGAUAUGUUGGUUUAGAAGGCUGAUUUCCAAGGAGAGCUGCCUGUGGACACCAGGUAGGCUGAUCCAGUAAUCAAGUUGGUCAUGGUGUUCUCUGGUUAAGUGUAGUCCUAGCCAACCUCAUCUGCUCCUCAGCUACUCACUGCCUCCUUGGAAUCACUAAGGCUUGCAUGUUUUGGGGGCUGUUGAAGGUGUUAGUCCUGCAGAAGCCACAGCCUCACCCCCUCACUUGGAGUGGGUGAGGGCUAUUUAAGUGGACUGGGAUCUGCUGGGCAGUUUGUAUAUAAUUCCCUUUCUUGUGGAACAGAAGAUUGAAGCAUGCUGCUUCCGACUUGUCCCCCCAUUCUGUGCACUCAUCCCUGCUGCCAUGAGUCCUGUAAGUCCUGACCAGCCUCCUAGUUAUCUCUCUUCUCAAGUUCUUGGCCCGUGGAUUUUGAUACUGAUUGAUCCACAGGACAGUGGCUGUCUUUUCCUCCCAUGUUGAGCCCUGCUUUAAAUGCCCAUGGGACCUCCCCCUCCAUUCCCAGCCUCUUGAAGUGGCUCAACAGCUCCUGUCCCUGGGACAUCCUGUCAGUUUGGUUACAAACCCUGAGCCAGAUGAAAUGAGCCACCACACACAGACAUCUGCCAUGGUGGGCUUCCCAGCACCAGUUGAACAAAACUGGAGAAGUUGCCUUGUUCUUAUCAGAGUCUUUGUUCUCACCUGGAGGAAUUGAGAGAGGAAGCUAUGCUGGUGAAAACUAGUCAAUGAGCUACAAGAUGUGACUCCAGUUGUUCUUUGGAGGGAGCCCUCCGUCACAAAACGGCACCCAUGAGGCUGGCUCCUCAAGCUACCCGUACCCAGCGCCCUGAAGCAGGACCAGUGCUUGGAAUCAGUGGAGUGUCCACAUGGUAGCCUGCCAGCAGCAGUGACGUUGACUUCUGGUCUUAAAGAGCCCCCCAACUCAGCCCCAGGAGCAGUUUGUCUUGACUGUUUUUAGUUCUCCUUGAAUAUUUGUGUUUUUUCCUUUCCUGUUUUUAAGUUCUGUGUGUGUUAUUUUAUUCCCAUGGUUCCUUUUUGAACAUUUGCAUUUGCUGGACAAUUGCAUAUUUUUUUUUAAUCCUCCUACCCCUCUUAAAGCUGAAAAAUACAUUUGGUUCAUGUGCAUUGUUUACAAAGCAAAAAAAAAAAAGAGAGGAAAAAAAGGCAAAAAAAUAUUGUGAAAGGAAAAAAAACACAACUUAAUAUAUUUUGGAUUAAUAUUUGGUGUUUCUUUUAAAGUAUUUUUGUGCUGUGAACGUUUUCUGCCAAAGACCAUGAUGUGUGUCUGUAUGUUUAAGUUAUCGUAAAUAUUUAAAAUGUAAACAUGGCUGUUUUGUUAUGCCACCCUGUACCAGGAUUGCUGCUGCAUUCCACUGGGUAUAACAGUAUUUUAAUAAAAAAGAAAUAAUUAAAA
This is a messenger RNA of Hipposideros armiger (great roundleaf bat), 4457 nucleotides long. It is a transcript of the gene AMOTL2, whose product is annotated as angiomotin like 2. Gene Ontology annotation, cellular component: cytoplasmic vesicle; plasma membrane; bicellular tight junction. The coding region runs from base 330 to 2663 and encodes 777 amino acids. Lineage: Eukaryota; Metazoa; Chordata; Mammalia; Chiroptera; Hipposideridae. The record is from RefSeq and is a predicted model, not a curated record. The transcript has 10 exons. Gene Ontology annotation, biological process: establishment of cell polarity involved in ameboidal cell migration; actin cytoskeleton organization; hippo signaling.